AUGGAAAUCAAUUUGGGGAAACUUGCAUUUGACAUUGAUUUUCAUCCAUCAGAUAAUCUCGUUGCAACCGGACUCAUAGACGGCGACCUUCACUUAUACCGUUAUAGCCCGGAUAAUACUAAUAGUGAUCCUGUGAGGGUGUUGGAAAUUCAUGCCCACACCGAGUCUUGCAGAGCUGCGCGAUUCAUCAGUGGUGGACGAGCGCUGUUGACGGGCUCUCCCGAUUUCUCGAUACUGGCUACAGAUGUGGAAACUGGAUCAACCAUUGCCCGACUUGAUAAUGCCCAUGAGGCUGCGAUCAACAGGUUGAUAAACUUGACCGAGUCAACUGUUGCUUCAGGAGAUGAUGAUGGUUGUAUUAAGGUUUGGGAUACCAGAGAACGUUCUUGUUGCAAUUCAUUUGAAGUCCACGAGGAUUACAUUUCAGACAUAACAUUUGCAUCUGAUGCAAUGAAACUAUUGGCCACAAGUGGAGACGGGACUCUUUCUGUUUGCAGUCUUCGACGAAAUAAAGUCUAUGCUCAAUCAUCAGAACCAUCUGCAGCAUCUACGUCAUUGUCAACAUCACCCGCAAAUAUAUUUACUUUUAGCAACAGUUCAAGUCAAAACAAUGGAUCUGCACUGCAAGCUGUUAAAACCCGCAUAUGUAAUAAGUUUAAUUCUGCGGGGGGCUGCAAAUUUGGUGACAAGUGCCAUUUUGCCCAUGGUGAGUGGGAACUUGGCAAACCUUUUGUUCCAUCAAUUGAUGAUCACCGACAAUUGGCACCUACAACAGUUAAUCGUAUGGCUGGUCGAACUGAGGCUCCCUCUGGUUUGGGCACUACUAGCUUUGGUGCCAAUUCCACUGCCAAGAUCAGUGUAGAGGCUUCCUUGGCUGGAGCCAUCAUUGGAAAGGGUGGUGUGAACUCGAAGCAGAUCUGUCGCCAAACAGGAGUCAAAUUUUCAAUUCGUGACCGUGAAUCUGACCCAAAUCUUAUAAACAUUGAACUUGAGGGAACAUUUGAUCAAAUUGCACAGGCAAGUAACAUGGUAAAAGAUUUACUUUUGACUCUAUCAGUCUCUACCCCAACCUCCCAGCCGUAUCACAACCAUUACCAACAAGCAGACAACAACCUGCCGCAAACCGUACCGCCAGACAACCACACUACUGCACCCAGCACACCAGACAAAUUCUGCUACAAAAAUCCCACGCCAGACAAGGAACUUUUUUGA
This is a messenger RNA of Lathyrus sativus (Indian pea), 1212 nucleotides long. Lineage: Eukaryota; Viridiplantae; Streptophyta; Magnoliopsida; Fabales; Fabaceae. The record is from the annotation of a GenBank genome assembly.